CAUGAGAAUGAUAGCUAGGUCGGCAACCCUUGAUGAGUAAGUAACCAUCACGCGCUGUGUUCCGCGACUCAACUUUCCAUCCAUAAUCUAUUUUCUUUCAUUCUCAAUUUCCUUUCAAAAGCAACAAACAAAGAACACAAUACACACACACAGAUCCAAUUCGUCAACGCCAAUUCAAAAAAACACAACAAAAAGGUAAAUUAAUGUGCAAUGCAGAGAUCACGUAAAGCUCUUCUGGAAAGAAGAGCUUCUCUUCUUCAUAACCAUAUUAAAAGCUCUUCUUCUUCCUCAAAUAAUCAUUUUUAUGAAGUUUCUUUGGUUUUUGUUUUGUGGGGUUUACUUAUUCUUUUCAGCUUAUGGAUCAGUUACACAGAUGGAUCUGAGGAUCGUUCAGUUGGAAUAUCAAAUUGGAAUGAAGUUAACCACGGAUUUUGUAAAAUCUCUGAUACUGCUGAUAUAUAUUUUAUUAAAGAAAGGGAUGCUUGCUUUCCGUCAGAGGCUAUAUUAUAUUCUAAAGGUGGAGGUGCUGAGGUUAAAGGUUUAGUUGGUGAGUCACGCACUGGUAGAGGAAAUGGUGCCUAUACGGUACCUGGUGAUUUUAAUAAAGAAAAACCUGGUUUUGCCAAUAGAGAGGAGCAUGUAGUUGAGAGUUCUGAGUCUUCUAUCAAACAUGAAAAUGAUGUCAAAAAAUCUGAUCUCUUAUCUCGGACUGCGCCGCUUGGUCUUGAUGAAUUCAAGACUAGGGCGAUCAGUUCUAAAGUUAAGUCAGGGACUGGUCAAUCUGGAAAUGUAAUACAUAGAUUGGAGCCUAGUGGUGCAGAAUACAAUUAUGCUUCAGUAACAAAGGGAGCUAAAGUUUUAGGUUCUAAUAAAGAAGGCAAAGGUGCCUCUAAUAUCUUAAGCAGGGACAAAGACAAGUAUCUUCGAAAUCCAUGUUCUGUGGAGGAGAAAUUUGUCAUCAUAGAACUUUCAGAAGAAACCUUAGUAGAUACUGUAGAAAUAGCAAAUUUUGAGCACCACUCUUCCAAUUUGAAAGACUUUGAAAUCUAUGGAAGUCUGAACUUUCCGACCGAUGUUUGGGUUUUCCUUGGGAAUUUUACUGCUUCAAAUGUUAGACAUGCUCAAAGGUUUGUUCUUAAAGAGCCAAAAUGGGUGAGAUACCUAAAGUUGAAACUUCAAAGCCACUAUGGUUCAGAAUUUUAUUGCACACUAAGUGUUGUUGAAGUUUUUGGUGUGGAUGCCGUUGAGAGGAUGCUGGAGGAUUUAAUAAAUACUCAAGACAAUCUAUUGCCAUCUGGAGAAGGUAACGGUGAUAAGAAGACAGUACCACCCCAUCCUGAUUCUGCUGAUAGUGAACAUGUUCAUCAAAAUCCUCUUGAUGGGAUCAGUUCCGGCCCUGCUUCAGAUAUCCCUUCUUCCAAUCAUGGGACGGCAAACAGUAAUGUUCCUGAUCCAGUUGAAGAAAUCCGUCAACAAGUUGGCAGGAUGCCUGGGGAUACUGUUCUCAAGAUUCUAAUGCAGAAAGUCCGUACUCUAGACUUAAAUUUAUUUGUUUUGGAGCGGUAUAUGGAAGACCUAAACUCAAGAUAUGUUAAUAUUUUCAAAGAGUACAACAAAGACAUAGGAGAAAAAGAUAUAGUUCUUCAGAAGAUCAAAGAAGACAUUAAGAAUCUCGUUGACCAGCAGGAUGUUAUGGCAAAAGAUGCUAAUGAUCUCAAUUCUUGGAAGUCUCAAGUUUCUAAGCAGUUGGAUUAUCUACGCCGGGACAAUGCUGUUUUGAGGUCCGAGGUUGAAAAGGUUCGGGAGAAGCAGGUCUCUUUGGAAAACAAGGGUGUGAUUGUGUUUUUAUUAUGCUGUAUUUUUUCAUUGAUUGCUAUGUUAUGGCUAUCUUUGGAUAUGGCUAAGAAUAUCUUUAGAGCAUUAAGUGUUGAUAGAACAGCUGACUCCAGGAAUUUUUGUGCGGGUAGCUCUUCCUGGUUUUUUCUAUUAUUGAGUUGUAUCAUUAUUAUUUUCAUAUUAAUUUUAUGAUAGUCCAUUUUUGAGA
This is a messenger RNA of Trifolium pratense (red clover), 2044 nucleotides long. Its product is annotated as SUN domain-containing protein 4-like. Gene Ontology annotation, cellular component: cytoplasm; membrane. The record is from RefSeq and is a predicted model, not a curated record. Gene Ontology annotation, biological process: protein folding in endoplasmic reticulum. Lineage: Eukaryota; Viridiplantae; Streptophyta; Magnoliopsida; Fabales; Fabaceae. The transcript is spliced from 5 exons. The coding region runs from base 211 to 2028 and encodes 605 amino acids.